AUGUGCAGUAGGAACAAGGCUAAAGUAAUCUGGAAAUCGAAUUUCAAAUUUCAUUAAUAUUUUUCCAAAAAAGAAGUAUUUUUUUCCAGCCAUGUCCCCCAAUAACCAAGGACAAUGUUUUGGAAGUGUUGGAAUUUUUGUACGAUCAAAAAGUUGCUCCAAUGGAGAAGCGACAUGUUUUUGAGCAGUUCCACAAUCCGCCACUGAGGAAGGGGGAAUUCAUUUCGGUUCCAUUGGUGUUGUUUUUGGGGCAGGUAAGGCAUACUAGUCGCGACAUAAAGUCCUGACACAUUUGCACAGUGCAUUUUGUUUUCCUUUCGCACUCGUCGCGGCAAUUCCCCGUUUGUGCACUAGCGACAUGCACUUUCGCGCGAGUUCGCCACUUUUCUCGCGCGACACCCGCGACAAAAUGUGUCAGGACUUUAUGGCGCGACUAGUACUGUAGUAAUAAAAAGAUUUUUUAAAGGGUUGAAAAAAAUUAGUUUGCGCUGUGCAGAAUUUGAAGUUUUCAUAGGUUUCAUAUUUUUUAGCUGCCAAAGGCAGUGUCAGCAAUUUACCAAAGAAAUUUUUCGUGUUAUAAAAAAUUUUAUUGCAGUACUCCGUCGGAAAAACUACAAUGAUAAAAUAUCUGCUUGGCCAGGAGUACCCCGGCUCCAGAAUUGGGCCUGAUCCAACAACUGACACUUUUACCGUUGUUCAUUAUGGAGAAAAGCAACAUGAAGUGAUGGGAGCAACUUUAAUGGCAGAUCCAAGUCUUCCAUUCCAGGUAAGCAGAAAAUGAGGAAGGUUGAUAAUGAAAAAACUGAACAUAAAUCCUUUAUAAAAUUUUUUUCUAACCGCCUGGUAUAGAUUUUCUAGUAAUUUUUCACUGUUUUUUCAGUGCCUGAGCACGUUCGGGUCAACAUUUUCCACACGAAUUCGAGGAGCCGCCUUAAAUUCGGGGCUCUUGAAACACAUGACCCUCAUCGAUACCCCUGGCAUUUUAUCUGGCGAAAAACAUACUUCCAAUAGAGGAUAUGACUUUGCUACAGUAUCCAGAUUCAUUGCCGACAAGGUCGAUCUAAUCAUCUUGUUGUUCGACAUCUCCAGAUUGGAUAUCAGCGAGGAAUUCAAGAUUGUUCUGCAGAAUAUCAAAGGAAAUGAGGAGAAAGUAAGUUAAAUUGCUUGUUGAAGAAUAAAACAAAGUAAAAUCAAAUUUAUUUACCACGAUUUUUUGCAAUACAAAAUUUUUUUAUUUUUCGAUCUUUUUUAGCUGAUAAAAAUAAAAGAAAACUGAUAAAACUUGGAAUUUAGUCGGCUCUUUAUGUGAAUCAACGUCUUUCAGAUCAAAAUCAUCUUGAACAAAGCCGACUCCGUCGACACCCAGCACUUGACUCGAGUCCGCGGAGCACUGAUGUGGAUGCUGAGUAAAGUCAUCUCAACGCCAGAGGUCCCUCGAGUCUACAUUUGCUCAUUCUCUGAUGAAAUCGCGGCUAAUGGAAUUCCCAAGAGAUUUCAUGCUGAUUAUAAAGAACUUUUUGAGGUUUUUCAAAGAAUCCCGGCAAAGUGUAUGGAUCGGAAAGUAAAUGACAUCAUAAAACGGGCGAAGCAAGUCAAAAUUCAUGCGCUCAUCAUGAGUGAAUGCAUGCGUGGAUGGGUAAGCGGGAUUUUUUAAAAUUAAAAAAUAAAAAUUUUGAAAAUUUAAAUUCCCGCUGUUUUUGGCAUUCCGUUUCCGGCUGGGAAAACCGGAAAAAAUGAUUAAAGAUUUAUAUUAUUUUUGUUUUUUUACAUAGAACUUCACAAAUACCAUACUUUCAGUACCGAAAGAACCAACGUAAUCUCCAGGGCGCAUUGAAAGGGGGAAAGUUGACCAAGAUCUUCCACAAUGUUCGAAUUCAAAGUCAAAUUCCGGAAAGUUAUAUGCCACUGCAAGAAGUAGGUUGAAAUUGUUACCCUUGUAAAGCUUGCCUUUUUGAAACACUAUGGAUCUGGAGCAAUAUUUUUAGCUAUUCCAACAACGCGGAUUGGAGAGCAAUGUGGCUGGUUGGAACAAAUUGGACAAGAAAAUGAUGGAACAACUCCAAGAAUUCAUUGAUGUGGACAUUCCAAAGUAAGUCAAAUGCGUUGAAACUAAACUAGACGUCCUAAUAAAUCUUUUUUUGUCUAAAAUGUCAUAAUUUUAGUCAUAAUUUUCUUUAAAUUUCCAAAUUUUUUACGUCUUGUUUUAGUAUCCUCAAAGUCAUGGAGCACAAUGAAGAUCCCACCGAGUCUUUGAGGAACUAUUUCCACGACCUCAAAUCACCCUUGCACAGGAAAACACCAAAAAAAGUAGGAAGUUCCUCGAAGAAGGCGAAGAAUGUGGAAAAAGUCAGCAAGAAAGAAGAAAAAAUCCCGGAAAAACCGGCUCCAGUCAUCAACAAGGCCCCGCCGGAGCCACCAAGAGCACCACUGAUGGAGGGGCCUGCAUACGAGAAUUUGGUCGAAAUGGCCAAAAUUGAAGCGAAUAAUAAGGGAAACGCUGAGGGAAAUAAUGCCAACGAGGGUAAAUCGACUGGACCUCAAAACCAAAUAAAGGUACCCGAACCUCCAAGUGGCAGUAAUCUCGUCCAAACUGAUCUCCAAAGUGUGAAUUAG
This is a messenger RNA of Bursaphelenchus xylophilus (pine wood nematode), 2613 nucleotides long. NCBI's taxonomy places the organism in Eukaryota, Metazoa, Nematoda, Chromadorea, Rhabditida, Aphelenchoididae. The record is from the annotation of a GenBank genome assembly.